Messenger RNA from Oppia nitens, 578 nucleotides. RefSeq names its product calcium and integrin-binding family member 3-like (gene Cib2). Gene Ontology annotation, molecular function: calcium ion binding. NCBI's taxonomy places the organism in Eukaryota, Metazoa, Arthropoda, Arachnida, Sarcoptiformes, Oppiidae. The coding region runs from base 1 to 570 and encodes 189 amino acids. The record is from RefSeq and is a predicted model, not a curated record. The transcript has 6 exons.
AUGGGUAAUAAAGUGACCACUUUUACUGACCAACAACUUGAAAAUUAUCAAGAUUGCACUUAUUUUACCAGAAAAGAGAUUUUAACAGUAUUUCAAAGAUUUCGUGAAUUAGAUCCCAAAAGAGUGCCGCAAGUGAUGACCUGCGAUGAGUCUCAUACUAUAGCGGUUCCCAUCGAGAAGAUCGAGAAAUUGCCGGAAUUGAAAGAAAAUCCAUUUAAGACACGCAUAUGUAAAGUGUUUUCACACGACGGCAGCGGAAAUAUGACAUUUGAUGACUUCCUCGACAUGUUAUCGGUAUUCAGUGAACAGGCGACCAGAGAUGUCAAAGCUUUCUAUGCCUUCAAAAUAUAUGACUAUGACGACGACGGCAUUAUUAGUGUACAAGACUUGCAGCAAACGGUAACAGAAUUGGUAAGAAAUGAGUUGACUCACGAAGAAGUGUCCAUAAUAUGCGAGAAAGUGCUCGAAGAGGCCGACAAUGACGACGACCGUAGAGUAUCUUAUAUGGAGUUCCAACACGUUAUCACUCGAGCGCCGGAGUUCUUGAGUACAUUUCAUAUGAGAAUAUAAUGGAAGAC